Molecule: messenger RNA, 835 nt
Organism: Astrephomene gubernaculifera
Lineage: Eukaryota; Viridiplantae; Chlorophyta; Chlorophyceae; Chlamydomonadales; Astrephomenaceae
Source: the annotation of a GenBank genome assembly
CAGGGCAGCAGCAGGAGCUGGACUAUGAUUUCAGGUGUUUCUUCCUGCACCGCCCCCGACCAGCGCUGUACGACCGCAUCGCAGCCCGAGUGGAGGAGAUGGUGGUAGGCGGGGGGCUGCUGGAGGAGGCGGCGGGGCUGCUGCGGGCGGGGAUAAGGCCCGGGCAGAACAUGGCAAGCAAGGCGAUUGGCUACCGCCAGGCCAUGGAGUGGCUGGUGGGGUCCCGGGCGGCUGGGCGACCCGUGGGUCUGCCGGAGCUGUGCGCGCUGCAUGCCGCCAUCUGCCAGGCCACUCACAAGCUGGUUCGGGCGCAGAUGACGUGGUUCAGGGAUGACCCCAUGUACAAGUGGGUGGAUGUGGAGGGUCGUGGGGCGGAGGAGGUGGUGGAGGAGCUGAUGCAGGAGCUGGACAAGCCUCAACACGAGGGCGGCUGCGGUGACAGCGGGCGGCUGAGCAAGGCGGAGCAGAAGGCCGUCAUGCGACACAAACCCAAACUGCGGUUGCUCACAGAGACAGCAGCGGCGGGAGCCGCCGCUAAUGCUGCCGCUGCUGCCAAGGCCGCCGCCGCCGCCGCUGCGGCUGCUGCUGCGGCUGCUGCCGCUCCUACUCCCGCCGCGACCAACUUACCUACCAGUACUUCGGCUGAGGGUACUGAAGAGGGUGAGGUACCUGCCGCGCCGCCUCCUGCUGCUGCCCCAGCUGGCGGCCGGCCUCCUCGCACGAAGCCCAAGAGCAAGGCGGCGCUGGCGGCUGAGGCGGCAGCUGCUGAGGCGGCGGCAGCGGAGGAGGAGCUGCGACCGCUGCUGGUGCGGAUUAACGAGGUGCUGUUGCCGGG